AUGGAAGAGAGAGGGGUGCUCGAUAGCCUCCGGAAAAACGACAAAUCAGAAGUUUUGCCCCUGGUAUCUUCUUCUUUGAAGGGGAAACCGAAGAUCGAAAUCUAUGUGGACAAUUCGCCGGAUGCCCUGGAAAAAGAACGGGCGCUUUUGGCGCAAGAUUUCUUGAGCCAGCAAAAAGUGGAGACAGCGAUAUCGUUUCUGUACAAGGUGUUGCCCAAUCUAAUGCAGGGUACGCUUGCGACAAGCUGGGAAUCGUACGGGAUUGUGAUCGGGAAGCGAGGGGACAGAAUCAGCCCGCUGGAUCUCGUUGAAUGGAUUGUAAAGGACCCCCCAGCUGGUCCCGAUAAGAGCGAAGAAAUACACACACCGAGCAAAAUGCCCAGUGAUUUGGCCAUCGUCGCGAAAUGCUUAAUGGUAUAUCGUAUCGGAAGUGUGCCAGCUGCUCAUUUCGAAUAUGUCGAGAAGCUGACGGACAGAAUGGCGGUUCUGUAUUCGCAACAACCAGGUUGCGCGACGAUUCCAUCAAUCAAGAAGAUAGCUAAGGCGAUGAAAAUGAAGCACAGCGAACUGAUCACCUAUGCAUUCGACGAAAGAAUCGUGGACGAUAUGGGAUGGGUGCAGGAAAACUGGGAGAAGGAAGAGAUCGAUAAGCGAGAUUCGUAUUUCCCCUAUUUGAAGGAGCUGCAAAUCGUCCCUCGCUCACCGUAUUCACUUCUUCGACGUAUAGCUAAAAGAAGAUGUGAAGGUGGAAGACCUGAUACCAGUAUUUUUCGUGGCAUACCACCCACCUAUGUUGAUUACCCGGUCAAUCCGGCAUCCUUAGUGUCAGUUUAA
This is a messenger RNA of Gongylonema pulchrum, 834 nucleotides long. Lineage: Eukaryota; Metazoa; Nematoda; Chromadorea; Rhabditida; Gongylonematidae. The record is from the annotation of a GenBank genome assembly.